AAUCACAAAAUCGAACCUGUGCGAUGCAGGUCCCUUUUGUGGAAUUCGUAUGUGGAAGCUUAGAUCCUAGUCCAUGGCAUGAUGGAGUUGUUGGUGUUUGCUGGUUUGAAGUAUAUAUUUAUAUCCCUUUAAUUAUAUUGUGUACAAUCAUCUCAUUUAUUUAUUGCGUUGUCCUGUGGAUGCACUUAGCAUUUGACAGUUUUUAUUGUUCAGUCUUCUAUUUUCGAGUGGCCAUAGAUAUAACAAUCGUUACCAGCAGUGGUUUGAUUAUUGUUCUCGGGCUUUUGCUUCCAUACUACGAGGAGGGGUUUUCCAUUAACUCUCGUUUUAUUGCAAUACACAAUUUCAUGACAGUAAUAUUCUGGAUUACAACACUAAUCCUUGAUUAUCUCCAUGGUAAAGCCCUAAAAUAUUCUUCAAGGGGUUCCUGGAUUCAUCUUUCCUUUUCAAUAAUAUACUUCUUUUGCUCAGCCAUCAACUGCUGGUCUUUUAGGAGACAAGUGGAUGCGCUAUGGAGGCCAUAUGUUAUUGUUAAUUGCUAUAUUCAAUUACUCCUGUUAUGUCUGCAUUUGCUUUCCAAGGUCCCAGUGUUCUACCCCUCGGAAGAGCCUAGGCGCAGAAGGGCUAGGAUCUUAAGACAAAAUUCCAAUAGCAUCCAGUUGCCUACAAAUUAUCAGUCAAAUGAAAUUACACAGAGACCCACUUCACAAAAUGUUAAUGACUGUGAAGAUUCGGCUUCAUGUUUUUCAAAGUUAUGUUUUUGUUGGGUUAAUAAUCUAGUGCGUAGUGGUUAUUACGGAGAAUUGUAUUCACUCACAAAUCUACCUUUGAUCCCUAAACGUCUGAAUACAUACACUUUGGAGUCGAAAGUCCCUAAAUUAAAGUUGAAAUCUGUAACUAUUGAUGAAGCAAUUAGACAAAGUCACGAUAUUUCUAGUGAAAGGUGUUCUAUCAAAGCUUGUGUUCCAUUUUUAAAAGCAAGUUAUGAAGCUUUCGGUCGUGAAUUCCUGUAUCUUGGUUUACUCAAACUUUUACUUAGUGGCUUCGGUUUAUGUGGUCCAAUAGUUUUAAAUCAUUUCAUUCUAAACGUGACAAACUCCGAAACUCCCUCAUGGUCUUGCAUUCUUGUUGGUUUCGGACUAGUGUUUUUGUCAUUGAAGAUUGCAGCUCUGAGCACAUCUUACAAUUACAAAAUGGCAAGUUUCGGCUUCAAAGUUAGAGUCAGUGUAACUGGAAUGGUUUACAGAACAAUUUUAUCCCUUAAAACUUCGUCACUUAAUUGUAUUGGAACAGGGUGUUUGGUUAAUUAUCUGACCUCUGAUGCUGAUAGAAUAGUCAAUUUCGCACCUAGUAUUCACGAAGUGUGGGCAAUGCCUCUGCAGUUAUCUGUUGCAGUCGGACUACUUUAUCAUCAACUUGGGCUUGCCUGUUUAGUAGGCAUUGGCUUUCUACUUGUGUUACUUCCUCUGAACCGUAUUUUAGCAGCACAAAUUGGGAAGUUUAGUCGCCGUUUGAUGGUAUUUAAGGAUACACGGAUUAAGCUGAUGUCUGAAAUUCUAUCAAAUACGGUUUCAGUGAAAUUAGCAUGUUGGGAGAAUUUGAUGAAAAAUCGUGUCAUGCAUUCUCGCAUUCAGGAAUUGAACGCUCUACGUGGUCAAAAGUUGCUGGACGCUUGUUGUGUAUUCUUUUGGGCUGUCUGUCCUGCAUUGUUAGCCAGUUCAACAUUCGCAACUUAUGUGGCUAUCGGUAACGAAUUAAAAGCUUCUGUGGUAUUUUCUAGUCUUGCAUUGUUUGGAAUGUUAAUUGGUCCGAUGAAUGCUUUUCCUUGGGUUAUUAAUGGUGUUAUGGAGGCAACCAUAUCCAUGCAACGUAUUACAAAACUUUUCUAUUUAUCGUCUGGUUCAUUUCCAUUAGAAUUAACUGAUACGCCGCUCUCUGAUGUUGGAAUUCCAACAGAUAUUCCGAUUGUUUGUUCUUUUGCCGAAAAAUCUACUAUCAGCAUGCCAGUAAAUAUUAUGAAUGAAUCAUUCUAUUAUACUAACUGCGAUAAUUUAGUUUUAAAAAAUAUCACUCUCCAGGUGCAGUGGGGAGAAUUAAUCAGUGUAAUUGGACCAGUUGGUUCCGGGAAAUCAUCUUUACUUCUAAGUAUAUUGGGUGAACUACAAUCGGUUGUUUCAGAAGACGAACUUAGAACUGAAAGUAUGAAAACAAAUCCACGACUUCGAUAUGCUUAUGUGGGACAAACUCCUUGGCUUCAUUCUGGAACUAUACGCGAAAAUAUUUUAUUUGGCUCAGACUGUGACUUAGCAUGGAUGAAUACUGUAAUUGAAGCGUGUGCCUUAAAAGCUGAUCUGGGUAAACUUCCGAAUGGUUUAGACACAGAUGUUGGUGAAGCUGGUGGAAGCAGCCUUAGUGGAGGUCAACGGGCUCGUGUUGCUCUUGCUCGAGCUGUUUAUCAAAAGGCCGAUGUUUAUCUUUUAGAUGACCCAUUAUCUGCACUUGAUGUUGAUGUUGGUCAACAGAUUAUCACCAAUUGUUUACUUGGUCUUUUAUCAGGAAGGACUAGAAUUAUCGUCACACAUCAGUUGGAUUGGUUAAUGAACACUAAAACUGUAAAUAAACGUGCUCAAGUGGAUUUUAUUGUUGAAUUGAAAGAUGGAAUAAUUACUCGAAAAAUUCCAGGUAAUCUUUACUCUGACAAUGAUGAUAACGACUGUGUGCAUCAAUUCGCUCUUGACAUCGACAGCGGUCCUACCUAUAAUGAAUCCACAUUAUCCAGUGAUAAUCAUCAUAACAGUAGUGAAAACAAUAAUAAUUCGACGUUGGAAAAUGAUGAUGUUCCGUUAAUUACUAUUAAAGACGACAGCAGUAUCAAUCGAUCCGAAUCCAGUCCGAAUUAUGUAAUCAACAAUAAUAACAAUAACAAUGUGAAUAUAAAUAUGGAACAUAUGGCAGUCGGUUCCAUUAGUCUCCAUGUCUACAAAUCAUAUAUUCAUUCUGUUGGCUACUUUUUAACAUUUUCCAUUAUCUUGUCUUUAUUGUUAAUGCAAGGUACUCGAAAUGCAUCUGAUUGGUGGUUAUCAUACUGGGUACAAAAUGGGAAUUUAUCUGCAGUAGUUUCAUCAUUUCAAGGCUCAUCUUACCAAAUAGAAUUAUUCCCAGGUAAUCAUACGAAAAAUAAAUAUCUUCACUCAACUCAUAAUUUAUCAUCAAUUGAUUACAAUUCAUCCAUUAAUGAAAUGCUUCAAACGAACAUACAUUCUGUUGUACGGUUUGGUGAGCCUAAUUCUAUCACUGGAUAUUAUUACUUAGAGAUCUAUGCAUUUGUAGUGAUAAGUAAUCUGAUUGCUACAAUAUUUCGUGCUGUUUUAUUUGCUUUCGGUGGUCUAGUCGCUGCAUCUGUUGUUCAUGAAUCUGCUUUGGACACAAUUUUGGAGGGACGACUGAAUUACUUUAAUACUACACCACAAGGUCGCAUUCUGAAUCGUUUCUCAUCUGACGUUGGUACAGUAGAUGACGCAUUACCAUUCCAAUUAAAUAUUCUACUAGCCAGUUUAGCUGGAUUAUUGGGUGCAUUAGUUAUUGUUUGUGUAUCACUACCAACGUUAAUCUUCUUUCUGCUACCUCUUGUAUUCAUUUUCUGGUCUAUUCAAAGGCAAUAUCGUGGAGCUGCUAGAGAUCUAAAGCGAAUUUCUAGUAUUGUUCGUUCACCUGUUUAUGCUCAUUAUACUGAUACUUUAUCUGGAUUAGCAGUAAUACGUGGUUUAGGUCAAGAAAUCCGUUUUCGACAAUUAACAGCUUGUAAAUUAUCUGAUCAAAUACGUGCUGAGUUAGCUAGUUUGGCUGCUAGUUGUUGGUUAAGUAUAAGACUACAAUUAAUUGGCAGUGCUGUGAUUACUGGUGUGGUCAUUGUAUCAUUAGUUGGUCGAUUAUUUGACUGGACACAUAUAGCUUCUAUUGGUUUGUCGGUUGUUUAUGCACUUAAUAUUUCGGGUUUAAUGACUAGUGUUGUGUAUGAUAUGACUGAAACAGAGAAAAAUCUUGUAGCUGUAGAACGUUGUCAAGAAUUAACUGAUGAUACUCCAAUUGAACAUGAUAUUGUAUCAAUUAAACCCAUGGGGCCUCAACCUCGUUCUUCGUCACACAGUCACCUUCGUUUACCGAAAGAGAGGAAAAGUGGUAUUGCUUAUCCCACGGGACUACUGCCUAACUGGCCAGCAUCUGGAUCCAUUUUUUUCAACAAUGUUUCGCUUACCUAUCGUCAAAACUCCCAGUCAGCUAAUGAACAAUCUGUUAAAGCUCUUGAUGAUGUCAGUUUUACUGUUAAACCCGGUGAAUGUGUAGGAAUUGUUGGACGUACGGGAUCUGGUAAAAGUAGCCUCAUCAAAGUGUUAUUACGUCUAGUUGAUCACCUCCCUGGACCGUAUACAAACCAAUAUAUAGCCAAUCAGAUGGGAUUUAUAGGUGCCACCGGUCAGGUGUUUGUCGAUGGAAUAGAUGUUCGCACUAUUCCUCUCACCUUACUUCGUUCUCGAAUUCUAACUAUUUGUCAGGAACCAUUUCUCUUUUCUGGGUGUUUACGAGAUAAUCUAGAUCCUGAGAAUAAGCUAAAUGAUUCUGUAUUAGAAGAAGUUUUAUUGAAAUGUCAACUGGCUACAAGUCGUUUACAAGCCUCUCAGUGGUUACUUCGUGAAGUUGGUGAAUCAGGACGAGAUAUAUCUGCCGGGCAAAGGCAAUUAAUUUGUUUAGCUCGAGCUUUACUUCGUCAACCUAGGCCGAAAAUUAUUUGUUUAGAUGAAGCCACUGCUUCAGUAGACAAUAAAUGUGAAGAAGCUAUUCAUCAAGUCCUUGACCAAGAAUUUCAAGAAGCCACAAUAUUACUCAUAGCCCAUCGACUUGCUUCAGUUCGCCGUUUGUGCUCACGUGUUAUAGUCAUGCAGUCUGGACGAUUGAUUGCAGAAGGUCCACCAAAAGAAACUUUAGAUACUAUAUUCAAUCAUAUUGAAACCAGAGAUCUGGUCACAUUAUAAACAGUGACAUUAAUUUAUAGAUCUGAUUUGUUUGCUAACUAAAUUAUGCAUUGUUUUAUUAUUUUUAAUAAUAUGUAUUUGAUUUCUUUCUGAUUAACAAUAUAUUUUUGCUAAAGGUACAUAUUGGCUGAG
Molecule: messenger RNA, 5162 nt
Organism: Schistosoma spindalis
Lineage: Eukaryota; Metazoa; Platyhelminthes; Trematoda; Strigeidida; Schistosomatidae
Source: the annotation of a GenBank genome assembly